AAUUACACCGCUUCAAAACAAUCUUUUGCAGUAGCAAUUAUGUGUUUAUUUCCUAUGUACAUACAAGGGGAAAAAUGCACUAUUAGACUAUUAGAUUUUUAGGUUUCAUUGAAACUUAAUAUCCAUAAUUAAUAGCUGAUGCCAAGUGAAUCCCUGGGACAAGUUCUGUUCAAUUGAGUUUUUUGUCUAUUUGUUGUUCUAUGUGGGAAAGACAUGCGUUCUAGGUGGAGGCUGGCCUCAUUUUUGUUUUGAAAAUGCUGUGAUCACUUUAUGUUCUUCAGUGCUUUGUUUCUCAUCUAGAAUGGAAUAAAGUAGCAAUGGCUUCCUGUUAUUUCAAUCCUAUCUCUACUAGCCCUCAUCUUGUUUCAGCAAACUUAUCAAGAAAGUUCAAGAUUCCAAAGCUUCUUCACAGACAGAAAAAGAGGUUUGAUGGCUCACCCAGAUCCUCAAAAAUCACUUCAUUUUACGGCUUGAAGACCCCUCCGUAUGAACUUGAUGCCUUAGAGCCGCAUAUGAGUAAGAAGACAAUUAACAAGCAUUGGGGUGAAUAUCAUCGGAGUCUUUUAGAAGGGUUGAACAAACACCUAGAGAAGGAUGAUAUACUAUAUGGUUACACCAUGGAUGAACUAGUCAAAGUGACAUACAACAGUGGAAAUCCUUUCCCUGAAUUCAACAAUGCAGCUGAGGUUUGGAACCAUGAUUUCUUUUGGGAAUCCAUGCAACCAGGAGGGGGUGAUAUGCCCAAACUAGGUUUCCUUCAACAGAUUGAAAAGGAUUUUGGAUCAUUUAUGAAUUUUAGAGAGAAGUUUGUAGAAGCUUCCCUCACAUUAUUUGGCUCUGGUUGGGUUUGGCUAGUUUUGAAGAGAGAAGAGAAAAGACUGGAGAUAGUCAAAACUUCAAAUGCCAUUUGCCCAAUUGUGUGGAAUGACAUACCACUUAUCAAUUUGGAUUUGUGGGAGCAUGCAUACUAUUUGGAUUACAGGAAUGAUAGAGCAAAGUAUGUGGAUGUAUUUUUGAACCACCUUGUAUCUUGGGAAGCUGCUGCAGCCCGAUUGACUUUUGCAGAGGCUUUUGUAAACUUGGGAGAACCAAAAAUUCCUAUUGCAUGAAAAUACUGAAAUGCCUGAAAUGCUUAAUGAUUAUAGUGGUAGUAGCUACGACCAUAUGGCAACCUAGGUGGAGUUGGGGAAGGAAUGAGUUUGCUUCAAUCAUCAUUUACAAAUUUUAUAGUGCCCCGUGUGCUUCUCUCUGGUUGUCAAAUUUUGCAGUGUUUAGGAUUCAGGACAACUUGACAUUGGGGGAGAUCUAGUGAAUAGCAGGCAAGUAUUUCAAUGUAUAACAAUAGAGAAAAACAACCAUGAUCUUGGACUGAUUAUAGUCUUAUUGUAUGAAACUAUGAAUGCUAUAACCAAUGUGGCAAGAAACUGUUAAAUUUUGAAACAAAGCACCACAAUAUGCAGU
Vigna angularis (adzuki bean) is the source of this 1461-nucleotide messenger RNA. Its product is annotated as superoxide dismutase [Fe] 3, chloroplastic. Gene Ontology annotation, biological process: superoxide metabolic process. Lineage: Eukaryota; Viridiplantae; Streptophyta; Magnoliopsida; Fabales; Fabaceae. The record is from RefSeq and is a predicted model, not a curated record. Gene Ontology annotation, cellular component: chloroplast nucleoid. Bases 318 to 1109 code for a protein of 263 amino acids. The transcript is spliced from 9 exons. Gene Ontology annotation, molecular function: metal ion binding; superoxide dismutase activity.